Messenger RNA from Lymnaea stagnalis (great pond snail), 252 nucleotides. Lineage: Eukaryota; Metazoa; Mollusca; Gastropoda; Lymnaeidae. The record is from the annotation of a GenBank genome assembly.
GUCGAGAUUCAGAUCGCCCUCUACUCCAUCAUAUUCCUGCUGGCCCUCGUCGGCAACCUCCUCAUCAUCAUCACGCUCAUCCAGAACAAGCGCAUGCGCACCGUGACCAACGUGUUCCUGCUCAACCUGGCCAUCAGCGACCUGCUGCUGGCCCUCGUCUGUAUGCCUUUCACCCUUGUGCCUGUGCUGCUCAGGAAUUUCAUAUUCGGAAGUUUUAUGUGCGUCUUCAUCCGAUAUCUUCAAGGUAAGUCG